CGAACAUUCUCCUGUUGAAAUCAGGUUACUCCAGCAUAGGAAACAGGAAAUAACGCAAUGUCAGGCGUCACCUGACCGAUUCAGUUCUACACAGGAAGUUGGUUCGCGAAUACAACAUGGCUGUUGUCUGCAGAUAGAGGUGGUGUUGUCUUAAGCAAUGAAAUAAUCAGGCUUUCGCAAACCGUAGGACAGUUGAUUCUGUUCAGUGGGUUAGCUGGUUCUGACGCCGGUCCAACAUGGCCCAGUGUGUUCAGUCUGUGCAGGAGUUCGUUCUGGACUCGUUUGUGCCGAUGGUAGCCGUCUUAUGUAGUGAAGAAGCGGAGAGAGUGACUCGCAAGAACAACCUGAAUUUUGCUGAGCUGCUCAGGCCUUUCUGCAGACUAACGUCGGAAGGUCACAUCCGGGACCCCAACAACCAGGUGCAAGUUGUGAAAAACUUGCGCAUCUGUGUCAACAAUGUGGUGACAAGUCCAACCAUGCCAUCUGCUACCCUCAGCCCUGCCCAAUGCAGAGUACUCAAUGAAGUUGUGUUAUCCUGCCAGCCACAAGAGGGUGUUGUGAACAAUGUGGUUACAGCAGGAGACUAUGAUCUCAACUUCAGCGCAACCACACCCUGGUUUGAAACCUACAGGGAGAACUUCCUGCAGUCAAUGCCUGCUUCUGACCAUGAGUUCCUCAACCACUACCUCGCUUGCCUGCUAGUGGUGUCUUCCACUGAAGCAGUCCCUGUGGAGCAGUUCCUUAAGCUUUCUCAGGAGCAGCACAGGAUUCAGCACAGUGGAGAAUACACAAACCCCAAGUGGUUUAUACCCAACACACUCAAGUACUACGUCUUACUCCAUGACAUGAGUGAGGGGGAUGAACAGAGGGCAGAUGUGGUGUAUGAGGAUAUGAAACAGAGGUAUGGUUCUCAGGGUUGCCACCUGUUGAAAAUGAACACUCGUAGCUUCUCAGCUGAAGAAGAUGAACAGAUUCCAGACCCCUGGAGUCAGUACCUGCAAAAGAAUAUUCUACAUACCCAGGAUACACUUGAGGAUGUGACUCCAACUGUGAACAGCUCUGCUGUUGAGAACAGUAUCAGUGCAGCUGAAGUGGACUGCCAUCACUCAACAGACAACGAUGGAGUGUCCACUAGCCUGGAAAGCCAUCCUCUCCAGCUGGAUAUACCAAGCAGCUCCGGGAGCCUGCACACCCUUGGUGCUGUAAAAACUGAACUGAAGAAAGGGGCAAGAGAUUCAGAGAGUCUUGCAGGGGGAGCAGGGAGCCACGGUGCAUGUCUGACCCUGAAUGACCAUGACCACAUCAGACAGUUCAUUCAAGAGUUCACCUUUAGAGGCCUGCUGCCACACAUAGAGAAGAACAUCAGACAGCUCAACGACCAGCUUGUCUCCAGGAAAGGUCUGAGUCGAUCUCUGUUCACUGCAACCAAGAAGUGGUUUGGUGGAGGGAAAGUUCCAGAGAAGAGCAUCAGUGAACCAAAGAGCACGUGUGGCCUUUUGUAUCCCCCAGAAGCCCCUGAGCUGCAGAUCAGGAAGAUGGCUGACCUGUGCUUCCUGGUACAGCACUACGAGUUGGCCUACAGCUGUUACCACACUGCAAAGAAAGACUUCCUGUCAGACCAGGCCAUGCUAUAUGCUGCAGGGGCACUAGAAAUGGCUGCAGUGUCAGCUUUUCUGCAGGCUGGAGUUCCGAGACCAUAUCCAGCGCACUACAUGGAUACCGCUAUACAGACAUACAGAGAUGUCUGCAAGAACAUGGUGCUGGCUGAGCGCUGCGUGUUACUCAGUGCUGAGAUACUCAAGAGCCAGGGCAAAUACUCUGAUGCUGCAACACUCCUUAUUAAGAUGACCAGCGAGGACUCUGAUCUGCGCAGUGCUCUGCUGCUGGAACAGGCUGCCCACUGCUUUAUUAAUAUGCGAAACCCUAUGGUGCGCAAGUUUGCCUUCCAUAUGAUCCUGGCUGGUCAUCGCUUCAGCAAAGCAGGACAGCGGAGGCAUGCACUGCGCUGUUACUGCCAGGCCAUGCAGGUUUAUAAGGAGAGGGGCUGGUCUUUGGCAGAGGACCAUAUCAACUUCACAAUCGGCCGUCAAUCCUUCACUCUUCGCCAACCAGAGAAAGCUGUAAUAGCCUUCAGACAGAUUCUGACCAAUGACAGCAGACAGACGGCCACGCAACAAAGCGCCUUCCUCAGAGAGUAUCUCUAUGUUUACAAGAGUGCAAUAGAGGGAAAUGAAGUGAGUCUUCCCCAGCUGCCACUGCCCUGCAUACACUGCUCAGCCACAAGGGUCUACUUUGGACACGAACGCCGCCUUGCAGAAGGGGAAAAGCAGGCAGCCACUCAUGUGUCCCUGGACCAGGAGUAUGACCAGGAUUUGGCAGCCAUGUGGUGCCACUUAGAGGAGCAGCUUGUGGCUGCUGCCAACCGGGGGACUGUCCCAGUAAACUUCCAGCCCACCCAGUGCUGCCUGAACAGCCAGACAGACAACCAACGCAACCCAGUGGCUGUGGUGGAGGAGCCAAUCAUAGUGGAGUUGACAUUUAGAAACCCUCUGAAGGUUUCUCUGGCACUUUCCAACCUCUCACUUCUCUGGCGGUUCACUGCUGAUGAUGCGCCUCCAUCAAAGGAGAAAACAACUGAAGAUUUAGCCAUCACCAAUGAGGAGAUCCUGGCUCUAGGGAUGACACAGAAAGAUGACAUUGUCACCACUGAAGUCAUCCAGGAGUUUCAAAUGGGUCCAGAGGAGACCAAAAUGGCUCGACUCAGGCUGCUGCCGCACAGAACAGGCCGACUGAAAGUUGUUGGUGUGGUGUACAACCUGGCUGCAGCCUCUUCUGGAGAGAUGGCUCCCAACAGUGAAGGCCAGCAGACAUUUGAUGCGAUGGUGGUUCAUGGCAAACAGGACCUUAUGAUCCAGGGCCCUCGACUCAAUCAGACCAAAGAGGACAAGAUGACGGUUCGACAUGGUCCUGAUCAAAGGCUGAAUUUCAUUGUAACAUCACCCAUGCCCCUAAUGGAGGUCUUCUUCCUGCAGUUUCCCACCGCACUGCUAUGUGGUGAAAUCCGAAAGGCCUACGUUGAGUUCUGUAAUGUAAGCAGUGUUGCCUUGUGCGGCCUUCGAGUGGUGUCCACGCACCCCGACUUCUUCACCUUUGGCAGCCAGGCCACAACACCUCUUACACCCGUCAGCCCAACCUCAGCUGAAAACAACUCCGCAUAUAAAACCUUGGCCACACCCCCUCAGUCAGGCUCAGCAGCAUCUGAGAUGUUGGUGUCAGCUGAGGAUUUCAGCCAGCCAUCCGGUGUGAUAGACAUUCCAAUAGAUGGCAGCACACUGCAACCAGGAGAGUCUACCCAGCUUCCUCUCUGGCUCAGAGGACCUGACCAGGAAGGAGUCCAUGAAAUCAAUUUCCUUUUCUACUACGAGAGCACAGACAAAGGAAACAAAAUAAGUCAUCGGGUGUUACGUCACACAGUGUUUAUCUGUGCCAGUCGGUCUUUGAGUGUGCAGGCGUCGGCCUGCCGCAGCUGUGUGCCCCCACAUCACAGUCUGGGUGAUAAAGGGGGCGGUGGAACGCUGGUCUUUAUUGAUGUGGAGAACAUCAAUAUGAGUGAAUCUGGCAUGCGUGAGUUCCACAUCGUGCAGGUGUCCAGCAGCAGUCAACACUGGCGCCUACAAAAGUGCAUCAACCCAGCCAAGGAUAAAGACUGUAAACUCACCAGCAGAGAAAGAGCCAAGCUGUGUUUUAGGGCCACACGAUGCAAGCCCCACAAAGCUACCUCAGAUGCCAUAAAGAAAUACACCUUUGCAGACCUGAAUCUGGGAAACGAACGGAUCAUCAGUUCCUCUACACCCUGUGGAGAUUUCUUCUUCCGUGGCUGUCAGACAUCAGAGUCUCAGCGAUUGGAUGUGCCGUCAUCCAGAACAUCGUGCAGCAGCAAGAGUCAAAGCUGUGUCUCCGCUGAGGACAGAGCAUCUGACAUCACAAACAUUGUCAGGAAGUGUAAUGAGCUGGACCUCAACAUUAUUGUCAUCUGGAAGGCUUAUGUGGUUGAGGACAACAAGCAGCUGAUCCUAGAGGGCCAGCUCCAUGUGGCACUGCAGACCAUCGGCAAAGAGGCCAGUUCUCUGACUCCCAAAGAGGAAGCUCAGGAGAUGGUGCUGCUCAAGUUUAAAUCAGAGCUACCUCCUCCAGUGGUCCUGCCCUCUGCAGAGCUGUCCCAACUGGUCAAAACCAACCUGCACUACCCUGAGACCUACACACAUCCAUUUGUCCUGGACAGUCUCUGUGUGGUGCCAGUUACUCUGACUCUGUCCAACUGUUCCUUGGCUCAAGUGGAUGUCAUCAUAGACUUGCGGCACAAAAGCACCAGCCCAGAGACUCUGGAGGUCCACAACUCGUUCACCUGGGUGGGUCAGACCCAAUACAAGCUGCAGCUGAAGCCUCAGGAGGUGCUGUGUCUGACUCUGCAAGCAUGCUUCCUCCAGGCAGGAGUCUACAACCUCAACACACCGAGAGUCUUCGCCAAGCCGGCACAGCAGGGAGCCAUGUGUGAGACAAGUCAGCAGACAGCAAGUCCUGCUCUCAUAUUCAUCAACAAUGCCUGAACGGAGCAUGAUGGCCUGCAGACAGGAGAUCCUGGACUGUGUGGACUCAGAACCCACUGAGCAGAGUCCUCAACACACAGCCAUUCUAGUUCUUCUUGAUUAAUAUGGGACAGCAGGAACUCUAGAUGAUUUGUAUCAGUUAGUAAAUUAGAAUAUAGUUUCUAGAGAUUGAUGCGCUGAUGUUCCAGAUGAAGCGGACAGGCGGUUUAUGGACCUAUUUUCAUCUGCCAAGCAUCAAGAGUUUUCACCUGCAUGUUACUAUUUCUGUAUGAGGUCCUCUCAUCAGCACACAGGUUUACCCUCAUACCAUCCACCCCCCUGCACCCUGCUGUCUGCACACACCCUGUGUCACUCACCUUUCACCAGCAUCUCAAGUAUUUGUUUGGAAGCCAACAGCAGCAGACACAGGAUACAGGUCGACCAGACUGCUGUCUCUGAUCUUAAGCCUUAAAGCAAAGUCAGAGACAAAAUUCUGCUCUUAUUCUGGAACGGAUGUGUGCCCACACUGAGCUACAUCACAAGAAUACUUUCAUCACUGGGGAAUCAGUUUCUGUGUGUUUGGUCCAGUUCAGCCAGAACGGCUCCAGAAUCAUGGACUGAUGCUGACAGAUGUAAUGAUUUCAGUGUGUAAAAAUGCUGAAAUGAGAAGUGAAAUAAGUCCUCAUAUGAGUGAUUGUAGUUCUAAAUGUCACUCGCCGUGACGUUCUAACGAGAGCUGUUUACAUCCUGAAUAUGGUACACCUCAACUCACAGUCCCGCUGGUUUUUCUCCGAGUCUGCAGCUCUUCCUAAAGUCUUGACUAAGAGGCUGAUGACUGCGCCUCAAAAUACUGCCCGUUCUCCGUCAGUGCAACACACCAUCCGUAUUGCCUCAUAUGCAUGCAGUUGAUUUUCUAUAGUCCUACCUAUCCUAUCAGCAUUCCUCAUAACCUGUGUGUUCAACCUCACCAUAUUGUGAUCGAGCUCUUGUAUGCAUUGACUGGACAGCUUUUCUGGAAAUGAUGUAUUAUAUUUAUAUAACAAAUUGGAUGUAAAUAGAAAAUAAAACUGUAACUAAUGAUACCGUAUGUACUAUGAGAGACUGUCUGAAAUCUGGGCAGGGAAAAUGACAUUUGUAGUACCUGGAACUCUGUAUCUAUCUAAAGUAAAGAGAAAUGAAAAAAACA
Acanthopagrus latus (yellowfin seabream) is the source of this 5772-nucleotide messenger RNA. It is a transcript of the gene trappc8, whose product is annotated as trafficking protein particle complex 8. Gene Ontology annotation, cellular component: cytoplasmic vesicle; TRAPPIII protein complex; phagophore assembly site. The coding region runs from base 237 to 4607 and encodes 1456 amino acids. The transcript is spliced from 29 exons. NCBI's taxonomy places the organism in Eukaryota, Metazoa, Chordata, Actinopteri, Spariformes, Sparidae. The record is from RefSeq and is a predicted model, not a curated record. Gene Ontology annotation, biological process: endoplasmic reticulum to Golgi vesicle-mediated transport; protein localization to phagophore assembly site. Gene Ontology annotation, molecular function: protein binding.